Messenger RNA from Haliotis rubra (blacklip abalone), 1835 nucleotides. RefSeq names its product cell wall protein DAN4-like. Lineage: Eukaryota; Metazoa; Mollusca; Gastropoda; Lepetellida; Haliotidae. The transcript has 6 exons. The record is from RefSeq and is a predicted model, not a curated record. Bases 258 to 1697 code for a protein of 479 amino acids.
GGGACCAUACUUGCAACGCUACUACACCAGUGAAGUGGGCGACGUUAUCCUCCCAGUCCAAUUGUUGAAGUAGUUGAUACAACUGGUGGUAGUUCUGUGCUGGAAGAUGCCUAAAAUAGGAUUUAUCUGUAUGAUAUGGUGCUUGGCAGCAGUGUCACAUUGCGCACUCGGACGGUUCUCCUCGGAAGGAAAACAUAGGCCUACUGCCAAGAUUUGAGCCUCUGAACACCUCCUUUGGAGAUUGUUCGGAGAGCUCGAUGGACUUGGUUAUGCUACUGGACUCGUCUCGUAGCGUCGGUGCCAACAAUUUCCUUCGUCUUAAAGAACUCAUGAUAGAAGUGGUCACGGCUAUCAAUAUUGACGAUGGAAAGGUCCGUGUUGCAGUGGUCACCUUCUCCACAUCCUCCGCCGUUGAAUUCUUUCUGGAUGACUUCACGUCAAAGAAAGAUGUUCAAAAGAAGAUUAAAGGCAUGGUUUAUUUAGAAGGAUAUACAAAUAUUGCCUCCGGUCUCUCUUUGGUCAAAGACGAUGUGUUUCAGGUGAAUAAGGGGGACAGACCCAGCGUCAGGAACGUCCUGCUGCUUAUAGUUGAUGGACCUUCAAAUCGAAAUUCAUCCUUAACCAUACCUACGGCCAUGCUGCUAAAGGAAUCGGGGGUCCAUGUCUUUGUUCUCGGCAUACAAAGCGCUGACGUUGAUGAAAUUACGGGCAUCGCCUCCGACCCAACCGAGAUCAACUGUAUCAAGGGACAAUUUGAUGAUCUUGAGCACAUAGAAGAAUAUCUAUUCAAAACUAUGUGCACAGGUGUCGCUCGUGCUGAGGCAAUGUCGUCGGCUGUGUCAACAACGGCACCCACAACACCAGACGUGCCUAGCUCAAGUUGGAAUGGGGUGACAACAACUACGGAUACGACACCUACCGGUACUUCGACAACUUCACCAGAAACGACAACCACAUCAAAAAUCAUUUCUACGACAAAAACAGCGGAGGGAACGGCCAUCACAGGUUCUACCGCGUCUGACACAACAAAGACCUCGACAACUUCAGCAAGAGCGACAACUACAGAAGCAACGUCCGUGCAUACGACACGUGCCGGUAAUACCACGCCUUUCACGUCAAUAACCUCGACAACUACAGCAGGAUUGACGGCAACAGACGCAACACCUCUCUUCACAACAACUGAAGGCACAGGUUCCACCACCCCUGUUACUUCAGCGGCAAAGGACACAACACCAACGUCCUUCUACACGCUACCUACGGGUUCUACCACCCCUUCAACAUCAAUGAACUCGAUAUCUACAACAGGGGCGACCACGACAACAACAACAGACACUAUCAACCCUGCCUCAACCACGGCCUCGGUACCAGCACCUGGAUUGACAACGGAUGGGUCAACGACUACAGGUUUCAGCACAUCCAAUGCUUGUUACCGCCGGUGUGACCAGGCGGCAGCCUAUACUCCAGAGAUUACCGAUGACAUCUUCAAAGAUCUCCAACUGCCCAAACGGGAACUGUCCAAGCAGAUCGACAAGAGGACAUCUACAUCCAACCUCUCCAAGAGUGAAAUGGUGACUGGAAUGGGAGUGUCUCUUGUCCUGUUGGCUCCAUUUGUCUGCCUGGUCGGAUGGGACGUCCUUGACUUCAUCAGAUACAUCGACAGAAGGUUCAGAAACAAAGACAGGCAGGGAUUCUAUUGAACAUAUACACACGUUUCCCCAAUUCCAUGUCCGAGUCGCUAAGGCUAAAAAAAAUACUGAUGCGACUUGUUAUUGUUACUCGCUCAGUAGGGGCGGUAGGGUAGCCUGAUGGUUAAAGCGUUCGCUCCUCACGCCGAA